CUGUACAGGUCCGAAGCUCGUGAGAACUGCAGUUCCAAAGAGAGUCGAUAAUGGCGCGUGAAGUGCGUUGUAAGACAGUAGAAGAACAGUCACUAGUAGCACUAGCAGAAACACACACUGCUAUCCCAUCGUUCAAAAACAAAACAGCUUCUAGCAGCCAUUUAUCCAGCGAGCUAAAUCUUUUUUUUUUUUAAUUUACGGAGGCUUUAUCCACCACAAUUUAGCCGCUAGUGUCACCUAGUUGGCACGUCUAGGCUUUAAUUUCUAGCUAGCUAGCUAGCUAGCUAGCUAGUAGCUACUUGAACUAUCUAGUAAAGUUAGCUAACUUUAGAUAGCUAGGUAGCUACUUUAUCGACCACAUUUAGUUUGAAUACCCAGCCAGGAUGCCUGAGAUAAAAGUGACACCACUGGGUAAGUAUCACAUUUUUGCAUGCACAGGCUGACAUUUCUCCCAAACACGAAAUAUAUUACUUUUGAGCACUUUGUUGCGCAUGCAUCUCUUAGAGCAGAUCUAUGGUGGUACGACUUUUUUUAUUUUUUAUUUUUUUAUUUAACUAGGCAAGUCAGUUAAGAACAAAUUGUUAUUUACAAUGACGGCCUACACCGGCAAAACCCGGACGACGCUGGGCCAAUUGUGCGUUGCCCUAUGGGACUCCCAAUCACGGCCGGUUGUGAUACAGCCUGGAAUCGAACCAGGGGGUCUGUAGUGACGCCUCAAGCACUGAGAUGCAGUGCCUUAGGCCGCUGCGCCACUUGUUAUACAUGAAGAACUUCUAAGCUUGAAGGUCAGCUAAGCGACAUGUUGUGAAGUCAGCAUGGAUGAGAUGUUCAUUUGUGUAUCUCAUCCUUUUGUUCCCGCUCAGGUGCUGGACAAGAUGUUGGCCGUAGCUGCAUUCUUGUCUCCAUUGGGGGCAAAAACAUUAUGCUUGACUGUGGGAUGCACAUGGGCUUCAAUGAUGAUGUAAGUAGAUCCACAGGGUGCUAACUAUAUGUAAUUCUAUGUCAGUAGAUCCACGAAUCUCAAUUUGACAGUCCCAUUCUGCCAUUCAAAUACACUUUAGGUUCCUUUUGAUGUUCCAUUAUUGUGACAUUGUUGUCUUUUCAGAGAAGAUUCCCAGAUUUCUCUUACAUAACACAACAAGGACGCCUGACAGAAUUCUUGGACUGUGUAAUUAUCAGGUUUGUGGUCUUUAUAUGGCACUUAGCUAUAUCUAGGUGCUACUCUUCAGCAAGAGAAACAACCUUAUCAGACUCAACACAAAGAGAAAGAGCUUUCUCCCGCUAAAAGGCAUUCUGUCUUUUAUCUUCUAUAUUUUAACUGAUUACUCACACUAAAUCUCCUAGUCAUUUCCACUUGGACCACUGUGGUGCUCUGCCGUACAUGAGUGAGAUGGUGGGCUAUGAUGGCCCCAUCUACAUGACCCACCCCACCAAGGCCAUCUGCCCCAUCCUGCUGGAGGACUUCAGGAAGAUCACUGUGGACAAGAAGGGCGAAACCAACUUCUUCACAUCCCAGAUGAUCAAGGACUGCAUGAAGAAAGUAGUCCCUUUGAACCUCCACCAGACUGUCCAGGUAUACAGUCCUGAUAUGUACCUUUUAACAGGUCUUAGAAGUACUCCAAGUGUAGCCUUGUUCCAUAUCUAUUUGUGCAGUCUUGCCAACUCCCAUGGUCAUUGUUUGGUAUGACAAUGAUCAUAGCAGUUGGCAAGACAGAACAAACAGACCUGGAACCAGGCUACUCCAAGGGUAUAACAUAUAAUGCAUUACGUUCUCCGUGAUGGCCGAGGAACCACAUUUGGAGGUAGUAUUGGUGUAUGGAAUGAUGUAUUGAGUUGAUUCUGUCAUGGUUUCUAAGGUGGACGAUGAGCUGGAGAUCAAAGCUUACUAUGCAGGCCAUGUCCUGGGAGCUGCUAUGGUGCAGAUCAAAGUAGGAUCAGAGUCAGUGGUCUACACUGUGAGUAUUAGCCUAUUAAGAGAACUGGGCUUAUUAUUGAUCAAUGCAUGAAUCAUGUGAUUUCUUUGAAGUAACUUAUCCUUACUGGCUUUUGCAGGGUGACUAUAACAUGACGCCAGACAGACAUUUAGGGUAAGUAGUGAUUUAUUUUGUGUUUCAUGUAACAUGAUUUAGAUCAAUGCCUAUGUGUUCUAUAAUAAACCAUUUUCAUUUUGUUGUCAUAGGGCUGCGUGGAUCGAUAAGUGUCGGCCAGACAUCCUCAUCUCAGAGUCCACCUACGCCACCACCAUCCGUGACUCCAAGAGGUGCAGGGAGAGGGACUUCCUGAAGAAAGUACACGAGACAGUGGAGAGAGGAGGGAAGGUAAGGGCCACCACACAGGUUUUUUCUGUCCAUAUAGCUCAUUCGGUCUCUCCAGUACUCGUGUCCUAAUGGAUUAAAUGUUGUGCUCUCAGGUUCUGAUUCCGGUCUUUGCCCUGGGUAGAGCUCAGGAACUGUGCAUUCUAUUGGAAACAUUCUGGUAAGGUUUUUCGAUUCCAAGUUCAAUUAGCAUUGGUCUAGCUAGUGUUCUUUUGUUAAGAUGACGUUCAUUUUGUGUCUUGAUGACUGGGUAAGCAAUCAGGGAAUGAUGUAAAAGCCUCUCCUCUCCUUCCACAGGGAGCGGAUGAACAUGAAGGCCCCCAUCUACUUCUCCACAGGGCUCACAGAGAAAGCGAAUCACUACUACAAACUCUUCAUCACCUGGACCAAUCAGAAAAUCAGGAAAACCUUUGUACAGAGAAACAUGUUUGAGUUCAAACACAUCAAGGCCUUUGAUCGCUCCUACGCAGACAACCCUGGACCAAUGGUGGAGAAACAUCACCAUCAUAUUUGCAUGCUAAUACUAUAACCUUGUUUACAGUUGCAACAUUUUAAUGAAUGUUUAGGCAUUGAUAUGCUUUAGAUACAGACAAGUCCAAUGAUUUGUCCAUUAUAGAUACUAUUCUUCUUACCCCGGUGAAUUUUCUACAUAGUCACUGUGGACCCGUUGUCUAAAAAGUUAAAAAGCAUGAGCUGACGCACACCCAAAAAUGUUUGUAAAGGUGCUGACUAACGGAGAGUAAACUACAUAAAAAUCAAGAGCACACUAUAUUCUCCAAACAAUUAAAUUGUUGGGAGCAUAUACACUGAGUGCACAAAACAUUAGGAACACCUGCUCUUUCCAUGACAGACUGACCAGGUGUAUCCAGGUGAAAGCUAUGAUCCCUUAUUGAUGUCACCUGUUAAAUCCACUUCAAUCAGUGUAGAUGAAGGGAAGAAGACAGGUUAAAUAAUUUUUUGAGACAAUUGAGACAUGAAUUGUGUGUGUGCCAUUCAGAGGGUGAAUGGGAAAGACAAAAGAUUAAAGUGCCUUUGAAUGGGGUAUGGUAGUAGGUGCCAGGCGCACCGGUUUGAGUGUGUCAAGAACUGCAACGCUGCUGUGUUUUUCACGCUCAACAGUUUCCCAUGUGUAUCAAGAAUGGUCCACCACCCAAAGGACAUCCAGCCAACUUGACACAACUGUGGGAAGCAUUGGAGUCGACAUGGGGCCAGCAUCCCUGGGGAACGCUUUCGACACCUUGUAGAGUCCCAUGCCCCGACGAAAAGCAAAAGGGGGUGCAACUCAAUAUUAGGAAAGUGUUCCUAAUUUCUUGUACACUCAGUGUAGCGCGUGCGACUUUCUUAAUUUGUAUAGUUUUUAUGAAGGACAUUGUUGAAAUAACACUACUGAAAUGUUAUGUGUUCCCUUCAGGUGGUGUUUGCCACCCCAGGAAUGCUGCAUGCUGGUCAGUCUCUACAGAUAUUCAAGAAGUGGGCUGGCAACGAGAAGAAUAUGGUAAGUCCCAUUUGAGAUAUGUCAGUUACGGAGCGGAAGUAAAUACAUGGGUUUUUGUGAAGUUGGGGAGAAAAUCAAUUCUACUUUUCAUUUUCUGUUAAUCAGAUCAUCAUGCCUGGGUAUUGUGUGCAAGGCACCAUCGGACACAAGAUCCUGAAUGGUCAAAAGAAACUGGAGAUGGAGAAUAGACAAACGGUAAUGCAAGAUAGUAUUUGAUUGUAUUUAACUUGAUGUAUAAUCAUGAUUUUACUGCAGUAAUAGAUAUCAAAUGGAUAAACUGAAAUUAAGAGCAGUGAGCCAGCCUGUUGAGGUUUGUCUGCUGACCCUUGACCUUUGCCCUCUGUGACCCCUGCAGUUGGAGGUGAAGCUGCAGGUGGAGUACAUGUCGUUCAGCGCCCAUGCAGACGCUAAGGGCAUCAUGCAGCUCAUCCGCAUGGCAGAGCCUCGCAACAUGCUGCUGGUGCACGGAGAGGCCAAGAAGAUGGAGUUCCUCAAGGACAAGAUCGAGCAGGAGUUCAGUGAGUGACACCUGGAUGUCCUUGUAAUACUAUCUGCUUCAAGAAUGUUAGGGCUUCAGAGAGAAGGAUAUAUUGUAUACUGAAAAAAAUAUAAACACAACAUGCAACAAUUUCCAAUAUUUGACUGAGUUACAGUUCAUAGAAGGAAAUUCAUUAGGCCCUAAUUUAUGGAUUUCACAUGACUGGGCAAUGGGCGCAGCCAUGGGUUGGCCUGGGAGGGCAUAGGCCCACCCACUGGGGAGCCAGGCCCAGCCAAUCAGAAUGAGUUUUAACCCACAAAAGGGCUUUAUUGCAGACAUAAAUAUUCCUCAGCACCCCCGCAGGUGAAUAAUCCGGAUGUGGAGGUCCUGGGCUGGCGUGGUUACACGUGGUCUGCGGUUGUGAGGCCGGUUGGAUGUACUGCCACAUUUUCUAAAACAAUGUUGGAGGUGGCAUAUGGUAGAGAAAUUAACAUUCAGUUCUCUGGUAACAGCUCUGUUGGAAAUUCCUGCAGUCAGCAUGCCAAUUGCACGCUCCCUCAACUUGAAACAUCUGUGGCAUUGUGUUAUGUGACAAAACUGCACAUUUUAGUGCCAUUUUAUUAUCCCCAGCACAAGUUGCACCUGUGUAAUGAUCAUGCUGUUAAUCAGCUUCUUGAUAUGCCACACCUGUCAGGUGGAUGGAUUAUAUUGGCAAAGGAGAAAUGCUCACUAACAGGAAUGUAAACAAAUUUGUGCACAAAAUUGGAAAGAAAUAAGCUUUUUGUGAAUAUGGAACAUUUCUGUGAUCUUUUAUUUCAGCUCAUGAAACAUGGGACCAACACUUAACAUGUUGCGUUAUAUAUUUUUGUUCAGUGUAGAUUUGCAGUAUGUGCCACAUAUGUUUGAGGAUCUUGUCAGGAGCACUGGGUAGUGUUCAGUAGGGCACAGUGUAGCAAAAUGUUUUGCAACAGAAAACAAAAAAUCUGUCUUCUUAUUGGACAAGUUCAUGUUCAACCUCCCUCGUUUUCACGCCAUUUAAAAACAUUUUCACCCUACUGAACACAGCUCUGGUAUUAUGCCUCAUUCGUCUUUCUUUGCGAAUGACAGCCAUCAACUGCUUCAUGCCAGCCAACGGUGAGACGACCACUGUGAUCACCAACCCCAGUGUCCCAGUGGACAUCUCACUCAACCUGCUCAAGAGGGAGAUGGCCCUUGGAGGUAUUGUUCAGUACAUUUUAGUCAAUCUCAAUCUAUCUCACUCUCCCAGUUGAUGUGUGUGUGUUAUUCACUGUUUGACUGCUACGCUCCACAGGCCCCUUACCUGACCCGAAGAAGCCUCGUACCAUGCACGGGACCCUGAUCAUGAAGGAUAAUGUAAGUUCUGAAUUCCACCAACUGCCGUUCAUACACUGAUUUCUCUAUUGUUUAUGAUAGAAAACUUUACUAUGGCCUUGCCUAGCUAAUUCAGAUAUGUUAAUAAUUCAAGGUGUUUUAUUCUCUGCCUUGCCUUGUGAGUGACCUCUUGUUGCCCUGUGUUCCCCUCUCUCUCCCCCCCCGUGUUCCCCUCUCUCUCCCCCCCGUGUUCCCCUCUCUCCCCCCCCCCCCCCCCCGUGUUCCCCUCUCGUUCCCCUCUCUCUUCCAUCCUGUGUUCCCCUCUCUCCCCUCCCCCCUGUGUUCCCCCUGGGUGUAGAGUCUUCGGCUUGUCUCUCCAGAGCAGGCACUCAAGGAGUUGGGCCUCAACGAGCACCAGCUCCGCUUCACCUGCCGAGUACAGCUCCAGGACCCACACAGUGACCCUGACACUCUUAGCAGAAUCUACACACACCUCAAGAGGUACAGUAAGACCGAGUUGACCAUUUUUAUUGUGUUUGUUUUCAAGUUCUUAUUUGGUCAAAGCUUGGGCAUAAAAGGCACAUAGUUUGUUUUGUCUUCUGCCACAACAUAACAUUUUUAUUCACAAAAAGAGGGUACAGUCAGUACUCAGGUCUGAUCCACUAACACACCUUCAUAUAAUAAUAUGAAUGAUUAUUUCUCCUCUCUCUCUGUGUUGUCUCUGUUCUAGUGUGCUGAAAGGUUAUACCAUCCAGCACCUCCCAGAUGGGACCGUCAUGGUGGAGUCCAUUGUGAUCAAGGUGUCCUCCUCAGCUGAAGAGCCCAACACCAAGGUGCUGCUGCUCUCCUGGAGCUACCAGGUAAGGAGGAUGGCUGUUGAAAAUGAGUAUGAGCUAUUGUGAUGGACCACCGUGUGUCUGCUUAGCAGUAUAGCGUCCUCCCUGUCUGGGUUCACUGUCCGUACAACGGCUCGAACUAGGGUCCUCUGCCUCGAAAACACACGUGACUGACCGUUCGACAACGUACUAGCCAGUUGUGCCACUGAAUAGCUAGCAAUUCAGCGAUGAGUGGAGGCAUUUCAAGCUGUGGAGUGACUUUACGGUCCGAUCUGAACUACAGUAUGUAACACUAUACACAUUAGGGUGCAAUGUAUUGUGCAGCCCAUAACCUUGGAGGGCCUGUGGAUGUGUUUCUAUACUGUGUGGCACGAGUCACAGUCACCAUAUCGGGGCGGCAGGUAGCUUAGUGGUUAAGAGCGUUGUGCCAGUAACCGAGCCGACUAGGUGAAAAAUCGGUCUAUGUGCCCUUGAGCAAGGCACUUAACCCUAAUUGCUCCUGUAAGUCGCUCUGGAUAAGAGCGUCUGCUAAAUGACUAAAAAUAAAAAAUAGGUAACGAAAACCACCAGCUAGCGAUGGAGUCAAGUAAGUCUAAUUAGAGGAGCAUGUAGCGACCACAAGCCAUGUUCUUUCUCAAAUCUCUACACCUUUUUAGAUAUCAACAAUAUCUAAAACGUCAAUGAUUUGAUCAAAAUAAACACACCCUAUAGAUACCCCUGUAGAUUUACUUGAGUCAAAUUGCACCAUCCAUUUAGCCGAUGUUUAUUUCAAUACAAAUGAUGUCGGCCUUGUUAUUUGUAGGAUGAAGAUCUGGGGAGCUUUCUGUCUACUCUGCUGAAGAAAGGACUUCCAUCAGGACUGUCUUCAAUGUGACAGUUCAUAUCGGUGGCAGGUAGCUGAGCGUUGGGCCAGUAAUCGAAAGGUCACUGGUUUGAAUCCUUGAGCCGAGUAGGUGAAAAAUCUUUGUGCCCUUGAGCAAGGCACUUAACCGCUCUGGAUACGGGUGUCUGCUAAAUGACUAAAAUGUAAAUCAUCCCAAUGUUAAGUGUAGCUUACUGUAAAGGUUAGUCUCGAUGUUGUACAAAGCUGAUUUGAAUGCAUCUUUUUAUAAGAAAUAAGUGUCACAGAACUCUAUUUAUAUUGAUAUAAUCCAAGUCACUACAUUGUUAAUACUCAACAAUCAAGUAAUUGCAUUGUCAUUAUGUGAGUUCUUAAAGGUCCAAUGUAGCUGUUUUUAUCUCGAUAUCAAAAUAAUUUCUGGGUAAUAAUGAAUGACCUUCCUGUGAUUUUGUUUUCAAUUAAAAUGGUCGAAAAGAAACAAAAAUAGCUUCUUAGCAAAGAGCAAUUUUUCAAGCAAUUAUUUUGCUAGGACUGUCUGAGUGGGUGAAGGAACAUCUGAAAACUAGCGGUUAUUGGCAGAGAGGUUUAGAACUCUCAUAUUAGUCUAUUAGCUUGUGAUGUCACCAGGCAGGCCAAAACUCCAUCCCACUAAAACAGGCUGAAAUUUCAGGUGGUCUAUUCAAACAGCUCUUACACUAAAGCGGCAUCAAUAUUUUCACAAUUUCACAGUAUUAUUCUAACCUCAUAGUGCGGAUAUAUAUAUAUAUAUAUAUAUAUAUAUAUAUAUAUAUAUAUAUAUAGCUAUAGCUAUAUUUAUACACAGUAAGGGGAAAAAAGUAUUUGAUCCCCUGCUGAUUUUGUACGUUUGCCCACUGACAAAGACAUGAUCAGUCUAUAAUUUUAAUGGUAGGUUUAUUUGAACAGUGAGAGACAGAAUAACAACAACAAAAAUCCAGAAAAAAAACGCAUGUCAAAAAUGUUAUAAAUUGAUUUGCAAUUUAAUGAGGGAAAUAAGUAUUUGACCCCUCUGCAAAACAUGACUUAGUACUUGGUGGCAAAACCCUUGUUGACAAUAACAGAGGUCAGAUGUUUCUUGUAGUUGGCCACCAGGUUUGCACACAUCUCAGGAGGGAUUUUGUCCCGCUCGUCUUUGCAGAUCUUCUCCAAGUCAUUAAGGUUUCGAGCCUGAUGUUUGGCAACUUGAACCUUCAGCUCCCUCCACAGAUUUUCUAUGGGAUUAAGGUCUGGAGACUGGCUAGGCCACUCCAGGACCUUAAUGUGCUUCUUCUUGAGCCACUCCUUUGUUGCCUUGGCCGUGUGUUUUGGGUCAUUGUCAUGCUGAAAUACCCAUCCACGACCCAUUUUCAAUGCCCUGGCUGAGGGAAGGAGGUUCUCACCCAAGAUUUGACGGCCCCGUCCAUCGUCCCUUUGAUGCGGUGAAGUUGUCCUGUCCCCUUAGCAGAAAAACACCCCCAAAGUAUAAUGUUUCCACCUCCAUGUUUGACGGUGGGGAUGGUGUUCUUGGGGUCAUAGGCAGCAUUCCUCCUCCUCCAAACACGGCGAGUUGAGUUGAUGCCAAAGAGCUCAUCUGACCACAACACUUUCACCCAGUUCUCCUCUGAAUCAUUCAGAUGUUCAACACACCAACUGUUGUCACCUUCUCACCAAGCUGCUUGACGAUGGUCUUGUAGCCCAUUCCAGCCUUGUGUAGGUCUACAAUCUUGUCCCUGACAUCCUUGGAGAGCUCUUUGGUCUUGGCCAUGGUGGAGAGUUUGGAAUCUGAUUGAUUGAUUGCUUCUGUGGACAGGUGUCUUUUAUACAGGUAACAAACUGAGAUUAGGAGCACUCCCUUUAAGAGUGUGCUCCUAAUCUCAGUUCGUUACCUGUAUAAAAGACACCUGGGAGCCAGAAAUCUUUCUGAUUGAGAGGGGGUCAAAUACUUAUUUCUCUCAUUAAAAUGCAAAUCAAUUUAUAACAUUUUUGACAUGCGUUUUUCUGGAUUUUUUGUUAUUUGAACAGUGAGAGACAGAAUAAACCUACCAUUAAAAUUAUAAACUGAUAAUUUCUUUGUCAGUGGGCAAACAUACAAAAUCAGCAGGGGAUCAAAUACUUUUUUCCCCACUGUAUAUAUAUAUAUCACAGGAAAAGCACGUGUUUUUAAGUGCACUGGGCCUUUAAAGUGAUGAACAUAAGGGAAUAUGUAAACGCAAUAUUUACAUGGUGUAAAUAUAUGCAAUAUAAUUGGUGGUUUACAGUACACUAUAAGGAAAACAAUGCUUCACCACGAGCCUUCAGAGUUUGUUUCAUCAGCAGUCAGAGCACGCUUAAGCAAAAGCCUCACGGUCUCACGUUGAUGGUGUAGACUCCCAUGGUCCUCCUAGCCCACAGCCAUCUGAACCUGGCCUUUGAGGGACUCCACUUACAGUGACUGGUGGUGAAGUAGUAGAGCAGGGGAUCCAGACAGCUAUUGAGGCUGACGAGGGCCAGGGUCACCCGCCGGGCAUUGUAGAUGGCGUUUGCAUAGGGACAGUGCUGGAUGACCCCUAGACGGCGGAGCAGAUGCAGGAAGUGAACCACAUGGUAGGGCAGGAAGCAGAUCAGGGUGAUAACCAGGAUGGUGUAGAUGACCCUCAGGGCUCCGCGGGCUGUGUUGGUCCGGAUGAGAGCGAUGCGCCGCGCCACCAGAGGGUAACACACCAGGAUGACCACAGAGGGCAGUAGCGAGCUGACGACGAGACUGAAUAAGCUAUACGGCAGCAGACGCCUGUCCCACUCGUGCCGGGAGAAGUUCUCGAAGCAGCUACGGUGCUGGCUUUCCAGAGGUCCCACUAGGAUGAAGGCCAGAACAGCCGCCACCCCCACCACCCACACUGCCACACUCACCAGUACAGUGCAACGCGAGUUCCGGAGCCUCAGAUAAGUGUGAGGAUAGGCGACGGCCACAUAUCGAUCCACACAGAUACAGGUCAUGAAGGCGAUGCUGAUGUAGAUGUUGGCGAAGAACAGUGUUCCUGUGAUGCGGCAGGCCACGUCUCCGAAUACCCAGUCGUUGCUGUUGCGGUGGUAGUGGAUUUUGAAGGGCAGGGUGCAGAGGAAGGUGGUGUCGGCGAUUGCCAGGUUAAUGACGUACACGUUAGAGGAUGUGCGGGGAGUUGUCUUGAAGAUGAACACG
Messenger RNA from Coregonus sp. 'balchen', 10469 nucleotides. The record is from the annotation of a GenBank genome assembly. NCBI's taxonomy places the organism in Eukaryota, Metazoa, Chordata, Actinopteri, Salmoniformes, Salmonidae.